GAUCGAAUGAUUGGGAGAGAAAAAAAAAAAGUUCAUUAGAGCGACCAUUUCCUCCGUGCAAAUUCCGUCGUCACGUCAAAGCAACAUCACCGGUCGUCGGCUCGUCGCUGCCUGUCUCCCCCGUCCGCUCCGUCCCGUCACUGGCGCGCGCUGCGUGCGUGCUUACAUAAUACUAACCCGACCCGACCCGCUUCUCGCCUUCGCCCACCCAAUUCCCCCCCACCCGAAUGCGGCGCGGGAUCGAUCCGAGGCUGGAGGGGGUGAUGCCGUGAUGGUGUGGUGGUGAUCGGUUGCUGGCGGCGGUGGCGGAGGAGGAGAUGGGGGGCGGGCGGGUGCGGUUCAACGUGGGCGGGCAGGUGUUCGAGACGACGACCACCACGCUCGGCAACGCCGGCAGGGAGUCGAUGCUAGGGGCGCUGAUGGACUCGUCGUGGAACAUGGCCCCUACCGGCGGCGGGGGAGGGGGAGGUGGUGGUGGUGGAGGGGGAGGAGGAGGAGUGCCGGAGUAUUUCAUCGACCGGAAUCCGGCGUGCUUCGCGGUGCUGCUCGACCUGCUCCGCACGGGGAGCCUCCACGUGCCGCCGCAGCUCCCCGAGAAGUUGCUCUACCGGGAGGCGCUCUACUACGGCCUCCUCGACCACGUCCGCGCCGCGCGCUGGGGAGCGUUCGAUGGCGACCGCCUUCGCCACGCGGCCUCGGUGCCAGGGCGCGCACCGGGGGACGGCACGGCUAUCCGCGCCGCGCCCGACGGGGGUUGCUGCGUCGCGCACGGGGGCGCCGUGCACGUGUACAACUGGAUGCUCGACGAGCGACGCCCGGUGUCGCUCGACCACUCGCAGGUCAACGACGUGGCGUACCUCGACGAGUCCACGCUCCUGAUCGCCGCGCGCGAGCGACUUGGGAAGUGCGACGGCGGCAUGGCCGCGUUCUCCGCCGUCUCCGGCGACCUGCAACACCGCUUCCGCGUCGUGCACGACCGCCAGGCCAAGUCCUUCACCGCCGGUGCGCUGGCGUUCGACCAGGACUCGACCAUCUUCGCCAGCUGCAAGGGCAGGUUCAACGAGUACGGCAUCGGCCUCUGGGAUCGCGCCACCGGCGAGCAGACCAACUUCUUCUACGAGCCGCCGGGCUGCGCCUUGGGCGAUGCCGACAAGCUCCAAUGGCUGGACACCACCAACGCGCUCAUGGUGGCUACUCUGUUCCCCAAGACUGACAACUGUUUCAUCGGCCUGCUCGAUUUCCGGGACAAGAACGUGGUCUGGUCGUGGUCCGACGCCGGCAUAGCCGCGUCGCUCGACGACAAGCGCGUGCUUCACGCCAUCGCCAUGGAGGACGAGCGGUCAGUCUGCGUGAUCAACCAGUACGACGACCUCGGGUUCCUCGACCUGAGGAGCAACGCCGGCGGCGUGCGGUGGAGCUCCCGGAGCAAGUUCAUGAACCGGAAGGUGCCCAGCGAGGAGAGCUGCUACCCGAAGCUCGCCACGCACGGCGGGCAGCUCUUCUCGUCGAUGAACGACAGCAUCUCCGUCUUCAGUGGCCCCGAGUGCGUCCUGACGUCGACGCUGAGGAGGAGCCACGGCGGCGCCAUUUGCGAUUUCUCCAUCGGAGGCGAUCGGCUCUUCGCCCUGCACAACGAAGAGAAUGUGUUCGACGUUUGGGAGACGCCGCCGCCGCCGAUCAUUUGACCUCCGGUGGACUGCACUCUGCGGCCUGCUGAAGUUUGUUAUUUGUCACUUCCUUUGUAUCUUCAUCUUGUCAUUCUUAUGCAACUUGCAAAUGCUCACUCAAUAGAAGGAAACAAAGAAACAUAGUGAUUUAGUGCAAAGAUUACUCACACAAUACACUGUAACCCAACUUAAUAACUGGAGAGUACCUGAAUUUCCUUUCUAACAGAGACAAAAGAUGCAUAUUCUAGUGCAUUCCAGGGCAAUUGCCUUUGGGGCUUUUGGCAUCUUGUACUGAAUUCUCCUGCCUUUCUACUGCUUCAUAUUUUACAGGGCACAUAGGGACGCAUCACGCAUUGCUGGUGUCAGCGUCAGAUGUUGCUCUGUCAAAAUCAUUGUCCGUUGAUUCUCAAGUAACUAUGUGAAUGAUUAAGCACCGACAGAUCUUUCGUUCUGCACUUAAUGAGUAGGUCCCAUAUCACCAUAUUGAACUGAGCUCUUCCUAAGAUGCCUGUGUCUUCAUACUGAAGUAUGGGGGCAGAAUUCAGUAGUUCAGUGCCUUGUUUUAUCUCUGUCUUGCAGCAUAUUGCUUGUGCUUCUACCUGUUCACAAGUCUACUGAUUUCUCUUAGAACAGUUUUCCUUAUCUUCUAAAGACAU
This is a messenger RNA of Oryza brachyantha (malo sina), 2323 nucleotides long. Its product is annotated as BTB/POZ domain-containing protein At2g24240-like. Bases 318 to 1685 code for a protein of 455 amino acids. Lineage: Eukaryota; Viridiplantae; Streptophyta; Magnoliopsida; Poales; Poaceae. Gene Ontology annotation, molecular function: protein binding. The transcript has a single exon. The record is from RefSeq and is a predicted model, not a curated record. Gene Ontology annotation, biological process: protein homooligomerization.